Dracunculus medinensis (Guinea worm) is the source of this 750-nucleotide messenger RNA. The record is from the annotation of a GenBank genome assembly. NCBI's taxonomy places the organism in Eukaryota, Metazoa, Nematoda, Chromadorea, Rhabditida, Dracunculidae.
AUGGCACCGAAAAAGGUAGCAGCUUAUGGGGCCGUUUCCAAUAAUGAUGUUAGCUGUUUAAAUAAAACUAUCGAGGAUCUGAGGUCACAACUAGCUUCCAUUACUGAGAAAUAUGAAAAACAACAAGAUCUAAUUGCGCAUUUAACUAGAUCUGUUGAAAUACUUACAAAGGUCAACGAAGAACUUAAGAAUGAUAUUAAUAAUUUGAAAGCUUCGUCUUUGGGUAACUUCGAGCAUUCAAAAAUUGAAACUGAAGAAGUAUUGGAAACCAUUGAAGAAUAUUUUGAAAAGAAGGAAAAAGAACCAUGUCUAGUUGGCAUAAACAUUCCAGAGAAAUCUACGGAUGAUGAAUCUGCUACUGCCGAUAGGCUUUUAGCAGAAAACAUUGUAGUUGCCGCUGGGUUCAAGGCUGAAUUUAUUAAGGAAGUUCGUCGUCAUGGAAGGAAGGGGACAGCGAGGCCACGAGUACUUAAAAUUCGUCUCGAAGAUAAGCAUAUGGCCAUGUCUAUUUUGCGUAACAAAGAUGUGCGCUCGAUCGUUCCCUCUGGAAGUUUUUUGCGAAAAGAUCUGACGAAAAGAGAAUUAUUGCUAGAUAAACAGCUGCGAAAAGAACGUUAUACACGAAAUCAAAGUCUGAAAAAGUAUAUCGUCAGAAAUCUUCAAAUAGUGGAACUCAGGCAGCCUCACCAAUGGAUUGCACCGACGAGCAAUUUUUUGAUUCCAUAUUCUCAUCAGUCUGCAGCAGCCUAG